CCACUACUCUUCCUCAUACAACACCACUUUGUACGAAUCAGAACCCAACGAAAAUAUCAACUGAUUUGCUUAAAAUUAAUCGUUAAUAGUCUGUUUCGUAUAUAAUCCUCCAGAAGAGGUUUACUCUUCAGAUCCAACCAUGGACCAAAAAGAGCAGUCACAUUAUGAAACCCAGUCCCAGAAGCUGCGAGCAGAGCUCAAAACAUGGGAGACGACGUUUGCAAAGACGCACGAGGGCAAGAAGCCGUCGCGAUCAGAUAUCAAGGCGGCUCCUGAAAUUGCACAAAAAUACAAAGAAUACAACAGGAUUCGAGACAUACUUUCAGGCAAGAUCGUCCCCACAGCAGCAGCAGCAACAACAGCGACGACAACAACAGAAUCCCAAACACAAAAGCCACAGCCACUGUUCCCAACCCCAAGAAAGCGCAAGUCCACCGACACCCUUUCGCUCUACGACCAGACCACCCCUUCCAAGCGCACCAAGCCAACCUCGACACCUUUGAAGCGCACCGCAACCCACAGCUCCGCCCUCACCACACCCUCCACGGCGCGCAAGCUCUUUGGCACGCCUGGCAGCAGCGCCGUAAAUGUGCCCACGUCCAUCGGCCCCACGCCCCAGCGCGACGGCCGCGUUCUCGGCCUCUUCGACCUGCUGACCGCGUCGCCCGUCGAGACGCGGACGCCGUCCAAGCGCACCGGCGUCAUCCCCAUGGCCACGCCCAGACGGGGUGGUGCCACCAUAAAUGCGGCAGACCCAGGGUCAUCUCUUUCGGCCGCGCGGCUGGCCCGUACGCCCGUCUCGUCGGGACGCCGACACGUUCUGGACGGCUUCAUGACACCGCUGGGCCGGCGGGACGGUAACUCCUCUACCGCUGCCAACGGCGGGCUGGACAGGACGCCGACUUCAAAAACGCCGUCCAAGUCGGAUUUUGCCACGCCGCAAUUCCUCAGGCGCCUGCCUCCCGCACCUGCCCCAACGCGCCUGGACGAGAACGGCGAGGCCGUGCCGGGGCUGGAGGACGAUGACUAUGAUUACGAGGCCGAGGAGGCGCGUCGCUACGCCGCCCGCCUGCCACGGAAGCCGCUCGUCAGGGGCCUGAGCAGCGUCGUGGCCAGCCUGCGCAAGAUGGAGGAAGAGAAGCACGACGACGACCUGGACGCGCUGCGCGAGAUGGAGGCGGAAGAGUUGGGUUUCGCCCCGGUCAAGACCAAGGCGAAGCCGGCAGUCACGGUGACGGAGACGGGUAGUAGGGAUGGAGGCGUAGCUGAGGAAGAUGUUCCGAGAGAGGUCCUAGUGGCUGACAGUCAGGUCAUGCCGACGAAUCUCCUUGGCGGCUUCGACGACGAGGCCAUCUACGACAGUCCUGACGAAGACGGCCGCAGGGCUGGCCUCGACCGCAACGGCCAGCCGCUCCGUGUCUUCAAGAAGAAGGGCCAGAAGCGCACGACGCGCCGGGCAAACAUGCGGCCCGUCCGGACCAAACGACCCGCAAGCACCACCGUCGCCGCCGAGGACAGUGCCUCCGAGGAAGCGGACGACGACGUCGUGCCCGAGACUCAGCAUCAGCUCGACGGCCCAGUGCCCGAGGAUGCUGACGAGCUGUCGCUGCCGUCCGGUUCUGAGUUUGACGGCGAGGAGGGCGAAGACCAAGUGGAUCAGAAGCAAAGCCAGGGGAAGAAGGGGAGGGGUAAAGCCAAGGCCAAGACGGCAGGGCCUGGGAAAGAUGACAAGGACGGCAAGGAGGGCGGCACGGUCAAGCGUGCCAUCAAGAAGGUUAGCGCUGUGGCUCACCAGAACUUCAGGAGGCUCAAGCUGCGCAACAAUGGCGCAAAGGGAGGUCCUGGUUUCAACAGCAAGUUCAGGAGGCGGCGCUGA
Pyricularia grisea is the source of this 1876-nucleotide messenger RNA. RefSeq lists its product as uncharacterized. Gene Ontology annotation, molecular function: DNA replication origin binding; single-stranded DNA binding. Lineage: Eukaryota; Fungi; Ascomycota; Sordariomycetes; Magnaporthales; Pyriculariaceae. Bases 140 to 1876 code for a protein of 578 amino acids. Gene Ontology annotation, biological process: double-strand break repair via break-induced replication; DNA replication; mitotic DNA replication preinitiation complex assembly. Gene Ontology annotation, cellular component: DNA replication preinitiation complex. The transcript has 2 exons. The record is from RefSeq and is a predicted model, not a curated record.